Messenger RNA from Cetraspora pellucida, 447 nucleotides. NCBI's taxonomy places the organism in Eukaryota, Fungi, Glomeromycota, Glomeromycetes, Diversisporales, Gigasporaceae. The record is from the annotation of a GenBank genome assembly.
AUGACUUUCCUAAAAAUUCCUAAUAAUGGAAUGAUGGACAUCAAUAAGUCCUUUAAAUCUUCCGAUAUAUUUAAUCCUGAAAAUUCACGAAAUUCUUCUUCGACUUUUUAUUCAGAGAGUCCUAUCAUUUCCGUAGGUCCUUAUGGAACUUUUCAUGAUUAUGGUUCCUUCGUAGAAUGCUUUUGCGAUCAAUGUAAUGGUUGUCGUGUUCCGCUUUACACUUGUAAAGGCGAAAAUUGUAAAAUUAAAUGUCCACCUCAUACUAGAAAAUGUUCUGAAUGUGCCGAUCACAAUUAUUUGGCUAAGCAUAGAAUUAAUCGAAAGUAUUACACUAGUCGGAAAUCCCGUUUAAAUUCGGAGAAUUCUAUUUCUUUCAAAGGGUCUUUAAUAAAUAAAUCAACUGAUUCCAUAAAUGAUGUGAAUUUGUCAGAAAUUCCUGAUCAGUAA